AUGCUGAAAAAUGUGAACAGUAACAUGUGGAUUCAAAAUAUUCGCCUCAGCCUAAUGACGCUCGUCUUCGCAACCUUCACAAUGUGGUCGUCGGAUGGCUCGAAAAUUAUGGAAAAAGGGCUUUUCCAAGGAUGGACGUCUUUGGUUUGGACAAUGACCAUCGCAGCCGCUACAAGUGGUAUUGUGGUUUCAGCAGUGAUGAAAUACGCAGACAACAUUAAGAAAACGUACUGCCAAACAUUGGCGAUAGGACUUACGGCUGUCAUUUCAAUCUGCCUGGGAGAACGGAACUUCAGCUUAUCGCUAAUGACAGGAGUCAUUUUAGUGGUGAUCUCUAUAGCUAUCUACGCUUUAUACCCACCUCCACAGCGGCCGCUGAUCCUAGUCUCCGAUUCAGAAGAAGAAGUCGUCGAAAUCGUUUAG
This is a messenger RNA of Haemonchus placei, 423 nucleotides long. The record is from the annotation of a GenBank genome assembly. NCBI's taxonomy places the organism in Eukaryota, Metazoa, Nematoda, Chromadorea, Rhabditida, Trichostrongylidae.